This is a messenger RNA of Kalmanozyma brasiliensis GHG001, 2403 nucleotides long. Its product is annotated as Glycoside hydrolase, family 37. The record is from RefSeq and is a predicted model, not a curated record. The coding region runs from base 1 to 2403 and encodes 800 amino acids. Gene Ontology annotation, molecular function: alpha,alpha-trehalase activity. NCBI's taxonomy places the organism in Eukaryota, Fungi, Basidiomycota, Ustilaginomycetes, Ustilaginales. The transcript has a single exon. Gene Ontology annotation, biological process: trehalose catabolic process.
AUGCGUCUGCCGGCUCUCACAUCGCUGGUUGCGCUCCUGCCAGCCUUGGCAGCGGUCGCAGCCCAGGAUGCCACCCCUUCUAGCAGCGCCACGUCCGCCGCGAGCUCGACCACCUCGAUGGUGAGCAGCGUCGCCUCCAGUGCAAGCAGUGCAGCUUCUUCUGCUUCUUCUUCCAUCACCAGCGCUUCCGGCUCUGCUUCAUCUAGCUCGGCCGCUUCCAGCUCGUCGGUCAACCCCUUGACGGAAAAGCCAGCCGCGGCUGUGCCCUCGGCCACAGGCAGCCCCUCGGCUGUCAUCCCCAGCGGUGAAUUGCCACCCUCGCAGGAGCUCUGCACUUCGCCCAUCUACUGUCCCGGUCCUCUGCUGCAAGCCGUACAGCUUGCCGGUAUCUUUGAGGACAGCAAGACCUUUGUCGACAAGGCCACCUCGAGACCCGAAUCCGAAGUCGUCAACAACUUCAACCAGCUCGGCGGUGGCAACACUAGCAACAUCACCUACGAAGAGAUCGUCCAAUUCGUCGACGACAACUUCGUCGCGGAAGGUGUCGAGCUCGUACCCGCCGAUCUCGGCGACGAGUUUGUCGAGGACCCCGAAUUCCUGCAAGGCGUCGAGGACGAAGUGGUCCGCGACUGGCUCAAGCAGGUCCACAGCUACUGGGAGCUGCUCGCCCGCACCACCAACUCUUCCAGCCCCAGCGGUGUCCAGUGCGACGGAUGCGUCUCUUCGUUCAUUCCUUUCAACGAGAGCCGUGUCUUUGUCGUUCCUGGUGGUCGUUUCCGCGAGCUCUACUACUGGGACACCUUCUUUGUCAUUGAAGGCUUGAUCACCUCGCAGCUGCAGUCGGUCGUCAAAGCCAUCCUCGAAAACUUUGGCGAUCUCAUCGACAGGCUCGGCUUCAUCCCCAACGGCAACCGUAUCUACUACGAGAACCGUUCGCAGCCUCCUUUCUUUACGCUGAUGAUCGACAAGUACAUUGAGGCCUACAACGACACUUCGGUGCUGGAGCGAUUCCUUCCCUUGCUCGAGCGCGAGAUGUCUUACUGGAAGACCAACCGCACCAUCGAGUUCACUUCGCCCUUUACCAACAACACCCACAACAUCACCCACUACAAGGUCGACACCUCGGCUCCUCGCCCUGAAAGCUACCGCGAGGACUACGAGACGGUCGAGGAGGCAGCCCAGUCCGGUCUCGAGCUCAACGAGACCUCCAAGGCCCAGCUCUACUCGGAUAUUGCCUCCGGUGCAGAGAGCGGCAGUGACUACUCGGCUGCUCGCUGGUCCACGCGCCCCACCAUCAACUUGACCGAUACCAUCCCCGCUCAGCGCUUCCUCAACACGGCUGCUCAGCUGCCCGUCGACCUCAACUCGAUCCUCUUUGCUUGCGAGCAGAAGCUCUCGGCUUUCUACAAGGUCUCGGGCAACGGAACGCAGGCCAACGCUACGCGUGCCAACUACUGGGCACAGCAGGCUCAGGCUCGCAAGGAGGCCAUCCUCGAUGUCUUCUGGGACCCCAGCAAGAAGUUCUUCUACGACUUCAACACCACUCUGGGUGACCGUGCUCCGUUCUUCACUCCCGCUGGCUUCUUCCCGCUGUGGGCUCAGAUCCUGCCGCAGGAGUUCAUCAACGAGACAAUCAGCAUCGACCAGCGCAGGGAGAACCUGCAGGCUGUCUUCUCGGGUCUGCGAUACAUCAUCGACCGCUUCAACGGUACCCUUCCUGCUUCGCUGAUCACCACUGGCCAGCAGUGGGACUUUGCCAACGCCUGGCCACCUCACACGUACAUCGCUCUGGAGGCGCUUCGCAACCUUCCCGACAUGCUCGCCUCCGGCGCCCAGCUCUCCGCUGAGAACGGCACCUUUGCCCUCAUCCCCAUGGUCAACGGCACGAACCAGCUUGGCCAGACGCAGGACACCCUGCCCGUUCAGGGCCUGGAGAACGAGCCCGGAAGCAUGAUCAACGAGACCUCUGCCGGCGCCACGGACCCCAGCGAUCCAUCUGUCGAGCUCACUCCCGCUCUCAACACGGGCAACAACACGAGUGGCGAAAGCUGGCGCGACGAGCUGGUCCGCGAGCUGGCAAACCGCUACGUCGCCUCCGCGCUCUGCUCAUGGCGCGCCACGGGCGGUAAGCUCAACACCACAGACGCCGCCUUCCAGCCCGUCCCCGACGCAACCCUCACUGCCAACGGCCUCAAUGCUUCCACCGCCAUCGGCAACAUGUUUGAGAAGUUCAAUGCGAGCGACAUCAACGCCGCCGGGUCGGGCGGUGAGUAUACCGUCCAAACGGGCUUCGGUUGGACCAAUGGCGUCGCUAUCUGGCUUGGAGGACAGCUGGGAGCCAACCUGACGAGGCCUGAAUGUCCCCCGGUGGUGGUUCAGGAAACGAGCACCGCUGAGGAGUAG